Messenger RNA from Caenorhabditis remanei, 453 nucleotides. RefSeq lists its product as uncharacterized. NCBI's taxonomy places the organism in Eukaryota, Metazoa, Nematoda, Chromadorea, Rhabditida, Rhabditidae. The record is from RefSeq and is a predicted model, not a curated record. The transcript has 3 exons. The coding region runs from base 1 to 453 and encodes 150 amino acids.
AUGAGGGCAUCUCGAACUUCUUCACUGCAUUGGGUGACAAUGCAUCUCUCUUUUUGUCUUCUUAUCUUCGCAAGUCUCUUCGGAGCAACAGUCCAAAAAUGUUGUCCAUAUCCACUUUAUGAUAAGUUUGUGUACAGACAGACAAACCUCGUUGCUGAAGUGACUGGGUGGAACGGUUGUGAUCAGAGUGUUUUUAUCGAAUGCCGCGGUCGUGAUUGGGAUGCUCAGGAAGCCACAUUAAUCGGAAAUGUUACGACUAGAGCAACUUGGAUUGAAAACAGGAGAUUCGUUGCUGAAGGAGUUAAAACCGAAGUGGUGUGCGAUACAAGUCUCGGACUCUGGAACUACAAGAAUGAACAACAAAAAUAUGAAAACUUCUUUUGCUUGUGGAGAACUAUUUCUAACAAGUUCGACGCGUAUCCACGAGAUGUUAAUGGGGUUUCUCAUGGAUAA